Messenger RNA from Penicillium salamii, 1293 nucleotides. The record is from the annotation of a GenBank genome assembly. NCBI's taxonomy places the organism in Eukaryota, Fungi, Ascomycota, Eurotiomycetes, Eurotiales, Aspergillaceae.
AUGUCAACAACUCCCUCCUCUCGCAACACCAUGAAGGACAGAGGGAUUGUUGUUUUUGGCGCUGCCUUUGUGCUGCGCCUACUGCUCACAUGUCUGUUUCCGGCUUUACCAGAUCUCUUGACAGGGAGGGUGGAGGUGUCAACCCCUGUCAAUAGCUUCAAACGCCUCCAGGAAGGUCUGUUCUUAUAUACGAGGAAUGUGUCGCCAUAUGAUGGAGGUGUCUAUCACCAGGCUCCACUCCUACUACCAUUGUUUGCUCUACUGCCAGACGCCAAGAGCUCGCCCUUACCAACUGCUAUCUUUUACUUCUUGGUGGACCUGUUGAAUGCGUAUGCAUUGCUCAAAAUCUCCCAGUCCGGUCAAUCGGUCAAAUCGAGACUACAUACAGCGGUUCGACAGCAUGUGCGGUGGGAUGGGGUAUCAGUUGCGGCAUGGUUCCUGUUCAACCCUUUUACGAUUGCAACAUGUCUCGCGCGGUCUACGAGUGUGUUCACUACGUCCGGAAUCCUCUUCGCCGUUUCCAAUGCAGUUGGGGGAAACAGCGUCAAUGCUAUGCUGGCUCUGGGUUUCUCCUCAUAUCUGUCUCUUUAUCCCACGCUACUAUUCAUCCCAUUGGUCUUACUCUGCUAUGACAUCCGCGCCCAAGGACCCAACCCACCCAAGAUCGGCUUAUAUGUCGUGCAACACGCCGGCCUGCUGCUCGCCAGCAUUGCAGGCCUGCUCGGUCUGUCUUGCCUGAUCACCGGAAACUUUUGGGAAUUUAUCUCAGCGACAUACGGAUUCCACCUGUUGGUUCCGGACUUGACUCCCAACGUUGGUCUCUGGUGGUACUUCUUCAUCGAGAUGUUUGACUCCUUCCGGGAGUUCUUCCUUGGGGUAUUCUGGCUUCACCUGGCCAGCUAUGUGGGCGGUUUUACAGCCCGCUUCCAGCGACAGCCGCUGUUUGUGAUUACUUCGCUUUUGGGUGUGUUUGCUGUCUUCAAGCCCUACCCCAGCAUUUCCGAUGCUUCGCUGUUCUUCGCCAUGCUGCCAUUGUACCGACAUCUCUUCCCCCUGAUGCGAUACACCUUCUUCGCAGUCUCAGCGAUCCUCUACUCCAGUCUCCUCGGACCGGCCUUCUACCACCUCUGGGUCUACGCAGGAUCCGGCAACGCCAACUUCUUCUACGCCAUCACCCUAGUAUGGAGCCUGGGCAUAUCAAUCCUACUAGCAGACGCCGUCUUCGCAGCCCUCCGCGACGAAUGGGAACAACAAAACCCAGAUCAAAAAGGCGCCGAAGUACGCCAAGUGUAA